CAGUUUCGUGGCAACACGUAAACUAAGUUGAUCCAUCUCAUCCAUUGACAAUGACGGCAACAACUAGUCAAACCAUAGAAACUCAUCAUGAAGACAUGAUUCAUGAUGCCCAGCUAGACUAUUAUUCGCGUCGACUCGCAACUGCUUCAUCAGACCGUACUAUCAAGAUCUUUGACGUUGAUGGCGACAAGCAACAACUAGUGGAGACUUUGAAGGGACAUGAUGGCCCUGUUUGGCAAGUUGCCUGGGCUCACCCUAAGUUUGGCAGCAUCCUCGCUUCUUGCUCCUAUGAUGGCCGCGUCUUUAUAUGGAAGGAACAAAACGGCGCCUGGUCAAAGAUCAAGGAACAUACUGCUCACACUGCCUCAGUGAAUUCGAUCUCUUGGGCUCCACAUGAACUUGGUCCAAUCUUGGCAUGUGCUUCAUCUGAUGGAAAGGUCUCAACUCUCGAGUACAAAGAUGAUGGCUCCUGGGACACGGUCUCCUUCGACGCCCAUACCAUAGGAUGCAAUGCGGUCAGCUGGGCCCCAUCCGCAAUUCCAGGAUCAUUAGUGCAAGUAACAGGCGGUGCACCCAACGUCAAUAUUGUCAAUCGCUUUGCAUCUGCUGGUUGCGAUAAUUUGAUCAAGAUCUGGUCUUGGAAGGAGGACUUGAAUACAUGGAAGGAAGAGGAAACUCUAGAUGGACAUUCAGAUUGGGUUCGUGAUGUCUCUUGGGCUCCUAAUAUCGGCCUUCCCAAGAGCUACCUUGCUAGUUGUUCUCAGGACAAGACUGUGCUUAUCUGGACGCAAGAUACCCCAACCUCAAAAUGGGUGAAGAAGAGUCUCAGACAAGAGAAAUUCCCAGAUGUUGUUUGGCGAGUGAGUUGGUCAUUGUCCGGUAACAUCCUUGCUGUCUCGUCAGGCGAUAACAAGGUGACUUUGUGGAAAGAAAAUCUGUCUGGAGACUGGGAAUGUGUUAGCGAACUAGAGGAAAAUGCCUGAACAAAGUAAUAUUAUGACCAUUGACAAUAAAUGAAUACUUCUGUGGUGUACAAUCUAAAGAUGG
This is a messenger RNA of Umbelopsis ramanniana AG, 1047 nucleotides long. RefSeq lists its product as uncharacterized. Gene Ontology annotation, cellular component: nuclear pore outer ring; COPII vesicle coat. The record is from RefSeq and is a predicted model, not a curated record. Gene Ontology annotation, biological process: positive regulation of TOR signaling; COPII-coated vesicle budding; protein import into nucleus. The transcript is spliced from 8 exons. NCBI's taxonomy places the organism in Eukaryota, Fungi, Mucoromycota, Umbelopsidomycetes, Umbelopsidales, Umbelopsidaceae. Gene Ontology annotation, molecular function: protein binding; structural molecule activity. The coding region runs from base 51 to 983 and encodes 310 amino acids.